This is a messenger RNA of Sesamum indicum (sesame), 3326 nucleotides long. RefSeq lists its product as uncharacterized. NCBI's taxonomy places the organism in Eukaryota, Viridiplantae, Streptophyta, Magnoliopsida, Lamiales, Pedaliaceae. The record is from RefSeq and is a predicted model, not a curated record.
ACUACAAAUCCAAACACUACCCCUGUAUUCUCUCAGCUCUCUGUAUAUGCCCUAAUAUUUAACACAUAUUUCUCUCUGCAUUCCCACCACCAAAUCUCUGUACAUAAAUCUCUCUCAAAUUCGCCCCCUGCAUUUUUCUUCUUGCAAUCUGGAAAUUUAUACGCACAUGCAAUAUAAUAUUCGAGUAUUUUUCCCCAAGCAAGUUUAGAAAAUCGCCGGAAGUAUAUAUACUACAGGUAUAUCAUAUAUGUAUGUUUUCAUCUAUUGGUAGUGUGGCGGUUUUAGGAGCGUUUAGGGUGUUCCUGGAUCCCCUUUUUAUGGUUACUCUAUUUGAGGUAGGGCUACUCGUCUUCCAUUGACUGCUCGUUUGGUCUAGAUUGUUGCGGACGUGUAUCGGUUUAUUUCUGCGUAGGAAGUUGGUUAUUUCUGUGUGUUUGAUUGUUGUGGCAGAACCCUAGUACGUCAGGGGAUUUUAGUUCGAAGGGUUGGAGUUUACUUCUUUGAGUAAUGAGCGAAAAGUUGGUUACUUCUGUGUGUUCGCUGUGUACUGGAGUUUGCUUCUGGGUUUUUAGUUUGUGAUGGGGUGAUACUUGAAGAGAGGAAAGUGUUCGGUUCUAGGAUUUUGAUUGUGCUGUUGGACUAAAAAGAGAUUCUGUUAAGCGGGUUUGGGUGAAGGAUGAAGGAGAGCCAGGAUUUUUCUUGUAUUGGUUGAUUCGGAGAUCCUCUGGAUGGAAAAAUUGCGGAAAAGUUAAAAAACGAAAAUCCCCUUACGUGAAGGAGUUGAGUGCUACUCACUGUUUCGGACAUCAUAGAAAGAUUUUGAUUUGUGGGACUGGUGAAAAGCUUGGGAUUUAUAGUUUCUGUUGCAUCAUUAGGGCAAUGGGUUGAUGUUUGUGUAUAGAGCUCAUCAAUCAUGCAACCGAAUGCAUUGGGAUAAAGGAGGGUGUUUGACUGCAGCAUUUUCAGCUUUGACCCUCUAUAGUAAUUAGAUCAUGUCCAGUACAGAUGGAAAGAACUGAACAUGCGCUAGUUCCUGGAUGGUUAAAAUGUACAGGAAAUGUUGCUGUAGGUGGCACCUCAGCCCACCACUCAGAUAUUUCUUCUUCCAUGCACUCAACCCGAAGUCGGUCAAUUAGGAGCAACAGUGAGAAAGAUAACCCAUGGUUUCUGCACAGAAAUUCAUCAUCCGGUUCUGGGCAGAAUCCAAGUAGUAAUGGAUCCUCAAAGCAUCCAUAUAGUAGUUUCACAAGGAGUCAUCGCGACAGAAACCAUGAUAGAGAGAAGGAGAAGUCUCUUUCAGAAGAUAUUUGGGAGCAUUACUCUUCAGACCCCUUUGCAAGCAUAUCAACUAGUAGAAUUGAGAGGAGUGCCUUUAAGCAUUCUCAAUCACUUGUUUCCAGAAAAGCUUGUGAAGUCUUGCCCCGCUGGGUAGAGGACUCAAGAAACAGCAUCAGCAGUCAGAGUUGCUGUAAUAGUGUGCUUUCUGUGGGAAGUAAUAGUAGUGGCAUUCAGAAGCCUAUUUUUGAAAAGGAUUUUCCAUCACUUGGAACUGAGGAGAAGCUAGAUAUGACUGGAAUUAGGAGAGUCUUGUCUCCUGGUUUGACUUCGUCUGUUCAGAGUUUGCCCAUUGGCAAGUCAGUGUUUCAGGGUGGUGAGAAAUGGACUUCUGCUUUAGCAGAGGUUCCCGCUAUUCUUGCCGACGAUGGCAUGGACCACUCUUAUUUUCAACAGAAUGUCUCUAGGUUUCCAACUUCUGCAUCUGGAACCUCUUGUACAGCAGGUUUGAACAUGGCUGAGGCAUUGUCACAGCCUCCGGCCCAAGUUCGUACUGCAUCCCAGCUACCUGAUAAGAUUCAGAGGCUUGAGGAAUUGGCUAUAAAGCAGUCCAAACAAUUAAUUCCAGUGACACCAUCGAUGCCUAAACCCUCGGGUUCUGGAGACAAAUCAAAACAACCAAGGAUUGCAGUCAGAAAUGGUGAGAUGAUUGUGGCUUCCAAGGGUGUCAACCCUCAGUCCCAUUCACCUCAUCUUUCUAAUCAGUCUCACAUUGGACAAGUCAGAUCUGAUUUUCCAAGUUCCUUUCAGAAAGGGAAGUUUUUGGUUCUCAAACCAGGGCGUGAGAAUGGUAUCACCAUUGUGACAAAGGAUGCAGCUGUUUCAACUGGUGAUGCCAAUUGCAGAGUGCUUAAUGGCCAAUUACCCAUGGCUCCAUUGAGAACUGCAUCGAUGAGUCUAAACAAUUCUAUGGUUCCUGCUCUGGGAAACAAGGUUGGUGCCUUAUCACUAAGUUCCAGAUCUACUGUGGACAAGAGAUCCUCUCAAUCUCUGGCCCGAAGCAGAAGUGAAUUUUUUAAGCUCAUGAGGAGAAAAACCACACACAAUGCUACAACCAGUCACUCAGAUUCAAGUUUGGCUGUUUCAUCUCCCACUGCACAGAUAUCUGGAGAAAUAAAUAAAGAAGGCCAUACUCCCAUACGUCCUCGCCAUUUGGAGAAUGGUACCCAGAUGAUCUGCAAUGGAAAUGGACAUGACAUUCCUCAGAAUUCCCAUAAAUCUUCUGAUGUCGGGGAGGACAACUCUUUUGUUAAUGGAGCAAUUUGUCCAGAUGAAGAAGAGGCUGCAUUUCUUCGCUCGCUUGGUUGGGAAGAAAAUGGUGGGGAAGACGAAGGCCUCACGGAGGAAGAGAUCAAUGCCUUCUAUCAAGAGUACAUGAAUAGGCAGCCAUCUUUGGAAGUGUGUGAAAGUCCUCGGCCAAAAUGCUUGGCCUCUUCGGUAUUUCAAUAUGCUAUUCCUGGUAUCGCAUGUUCUGAAUCAAGCUCCUCUGAGUCUGAAGCUUGACAUCUAAUUCACGCUGAAUGUAUCUGGGAAUUCAAUUUUGUUGGUGAGCGGUUGUCUUUUCUUUAUAUUUUGCUUUGACGAAGAGCUAAAAUGAUGACUGGUCCUUGGAUGUCUAUGGAUAAUAAAAUACUGGCAUCUGGGAUUGAUGCUGGCAGAAAAAGAGUUCGCUCAAUACACUCGAAGAUAGGUUAGGAAUGCAUGGAUAGCAUUACUGCUACUGCAUCAACAGGUGCUCAUCUUUUUGACGUACUUGGUCAUUUUUCGUGGGAUCUCACUUGAAGUGGGGAAGUAUAUUUGGUUCAUUUUACACAGAGGUGAAAAAAAAGAUGGAAAAUGAUAAUUUAGUUUUACUUCUUAUUUUCCUUUUGACUUUUAUUCUUAACCCGUUAAUUUAGCUUGUGUAAAUCGAUAGCUUCGUUCAAUAUUUUGAGAGAGACAGACUCUGGCAUUUCAAAUAACAAGGUAGCUAGAGUGUAUUAAGAGUUCUA